AUGGAUUCUUUCGACCUUUUCCCAGAGUUGGUCCCUCCGGCUGUUCCUUCUUGUCCCGGAGGGAGUUUGAACGCUAGCUCCAAGGCAGCUGCUAUUCCGCAGAAGAAAUCUUUCGCUCAGGCUCUGAAUGGAGUUUGCGAUAUCCCAAUCUCUCAGCUCCCCCAACCCAUCAUUAAAGGAGAUAGACUGUCGAUCACAAUACCAGAGGAAGAAUACAAAGCUGGGCUUCUAGACUGCAAGAACAAUCUUCAUGGGCGUAUCCUCUGGCCAAAAGGCUCAACACCGCUCACUGUGAUGGCGAUUCGGGAAAAGCUCUCCAAAUGCUGGACUGAUAUCAAAAAUUGGGGAGUCCUCUCCCUAGGAAAAGGUUACUUCGAAUUUAUGUUCUCCAAUGCUGAAGAUGUUAGACGAGUUCGAGCUGCAGGUUCCAUCAGUCUUAAUCCGGGUUCGCUGAGAUUGUUUGCCUGGACGAAAGACUUUAAUCCAGCUGCACAACACAACACGGCAGCACAGGUGUGGGUUAGAUUCUUUGGGCUCUCGCAGGAGUACUGGAGGCCGAGAAUCUUGUUUGCCAUAGCUAGUAGUGUUGGAAAUCCCAUCUGUAUAGAUGCCUCUGCUGCAAAAUCCAGAGUGGAUCGUACGUUCGGUCAUUUUGUGAGAGUUCUUGUUGAGAUGGACCUAACACAACCCCUUAGUUAUAAUGUUCUUGUAGAAAGGGAAGGUUUUGCAUUUUUUGCUGACAUUGAAUAUGAAAAUCUUCCGGAAUUUUGCGCCCAUUGCAAGAAAUCGGGGCAUAGUUUGAAUAAUUGUAAAACUCUUAAUAAAGUUCAACACUCCUCUGGCUUAGUUAAUAAGCCUCGUGCUGGUUUGAAGAGUACGGAUGCCGAGAUACCUAACAAGGAAACGGAUAAUGUGAAUGCGCCCACUCUGGAAACAAGCCAAGAAUCUGAAAAGAGCUCUCAACAGGUUCCUGUGGAGGAGCCAGGGAAUGUUAGUAUCACUCAUCAGGGACUUGAAGUCACUUACCAUGGGGGUACUGCCUUACCCAACUACUUCUCACAGCCUUCUGAUGGUUCUGAGGCAUCUCCUUCGGAUUUUGUAGCAGACACGGGUAAAGAGUUAGUGACCGUAAAUCAAGGGGUUUCGGUUGAAGCUUUGGUGGAUAGACAAUUUUUAAGGAACUCCUGGGAUGCGCUAGCAGAGGCGGAUUUGGUGGCAGAAACUCAAGUCACUCCUCAUAAGAAUGACAGUGGCACCUUCACAAAAGCGUUAUCCAAUCUUAAGAAAAAACACAAGCAAUCUAACGUGAACCAGAAGUAUGUAACUAGGUCCCAAGCAGGCCUCAAACAUCCCACUCAAUGA
Molecule: messenger RNA, 1362 nt
Organism: Vicia villosa (hairy vetch)
Lineage: Eukaryota; Viridiplantae; Streptophyta; Magnoliopsida; Fabales; Fabaceae
Exons: 1
Coding region: 1-1362 (453 amino acids)
Source: RefSeq, a predicted model, not a curated record